UAACAGUCGUCUCUUACUGGCCUAUAAUGAUAGAACGAUAACUUGUUUAUUCUAUAAAACUAAAAUAUUUAGAUCAGAUAUUUAUUCAUCUUGUAGUACCUAGUAGAUGUUAUUAUUUCCGUAUCACUCUCAAUUUAGAUUAUUUAGUUGUUUUGUAAAUAUGUUUUAUUUAUUAAGUUUGUGUGUUAUUAAUAUUGUGAUUGUGAAUUGUCAGUAUGAAGUGCCAGAUGCAAAAGUUAAAGUUUUCUACCCUAAGGGAUUUACUGUAUCAAUACCAGACGAGCCUGGUAUCAAACUAUUCGCAUUCCAUGGUAAGAUUAAUGAGGAAUUCGAUGGAAGAGAAGCAGGAACCUUCGCUAGAGAUAUUCUGAAACCCAAAAACGGUUCUUGGACAUUUGUAGAUAGAUUUACAAAAUUAAAGGAAGGAGAUAUUUUGUAUUAUUGGACGUAUGUUGAUUACGAUGAUGGCCAACAUAAACUUGGAUACGUGAAAGAUGACCAAAUGUUCGAAGUUAAAGACCUAAUUAAUCCUAAUCUGCCAAAAAUUGAUGUAAGAUAUAAUACUCAUACAGAUUCAACAAAUAAUGUUCUAUUUUUCGAAGACUUUUCUUCUAAUAGGCUCGAUCCUAACAAGUGGAUAAUUGAACAACGAUUUGCAGAUGAACCGGAUUUUGAAUUUGUUAUGUAUGUUAACCGACCAGAAGUACUUACAAAAGAAGGUAACAAACUUAAAAUUAAACCAGUGCUUUCUGAGAAUAUAUUUGGAGGAGGAUUUGUAAAUUCAAUAAAUGGCUAUAAUUUUGGAGAUAACUGCACAAGCCUUAUUGGAUCGCAAAGUUGUAGAAGAAAUACUGGAGCUGGAUUCAUAUUACCUCCAGUGGCAUCUUCGCAAAUUAGUACUAAGAAUAAAUUUUCUUUCAAAUAUGGAAGAGUUGAAAUUCGUGCAAAACUUCCACGCGGAGAUUGGAUAUAUCCAGAAAUUUAUUUGGAACCUCUACACGAAGUUUAUGGAUCUGGAAACUACAAAUCUGGACGAAUUAGAAUUGCAUUUUCACCAGGAAAUGAACAGAUGAAUAAAAUUUUACACGGUGGUAUAAUUCUUGGUCCAAACAAUGCAGCCAGAGAUUAUGGGGACAAAACCAUUGAAGAUAUGAAUGGUUAUUGGUCUGAAAAUUUCCAUACGUUUGUCUUAGAUUGGCAACCGCAUGGCAUAACUGUAAGUGUUGACAAUAAACUCUAUGGACGAAUAGAUCCACCAGAAAACGGGUUUUCACAAUUAGGAGGAUCUUUGAGUAUUAAAAAUGCCGAUAGAUGGAGAACAGGAUCAAAAUUGGCUCCUUUUGAUCAAGAAAUGUAUUUGGUACUUGGAGUUGGAGUAGGAGGUUUUAACUUUAAAGACAGCCCUUCUAAACCUUGGAAAAAUGGAGGAAGAAACAGUGUUUCACAAUUUUAUGAAGCCAAAAAUGAAUGGUAUAGGACGUGGGGAGAAAGCAGUAACUUGGAAAUUGAUUACGUCAGAAUUACAUCUACAUAAAACUGGUUUAUAUUUUUUAAAUAAAUUGUUCAAAAAUUGUUUUUUUAUUUUAAUUGAGUAGAGGACAAUGCAUGUAAUAUACAAAUACCUUUCUCUCUGUUACAAAGUAGAAAGCCAAAAAAAUAAAUAAACUAGAC
This is a messenger RNA of Psylliodes chrysocephalus, 1671 nucleotides long. Lineage: Eukaryota; Metazoa; Arthropoda; Insecta; Coleoptera; Chrysomelidae. The record is from the annotation of a GenBank genome assembly.